Lachnellula hyalina is the source of this 1047-nucleotide messenger RNA. RefSeq lists its product as uncharacterized. The record is from RefSeq and is a predicted model, not a curated record. Lineage: Eukaryota; Fungi; Ascomycota; Leotiomycetes; Helotiales; Lachnaceae. Bases 1 to 1047 code for a protein of 348 amino acids. The transcript is spliced from 2 exons.
AUGCAAAAUGCUGCGGAAAAACUCCAGCAGCAAGUGCUCGGCUUCGAUGAUGGGGCUUCCUUAUCGAAACCAACACCAACGCCAACACCAAGUGCCGCCAAACCAAAGAAUGGAAGAAGGGGAAGCAAACCCAAGAUCGACACCAAAGCAUCAUCACCACCACCACCACAACUACCGCCAAUAUACUCAGACCUGCCAGAAGUCGUCACAGACCAACAUCCAGAAGUCGUAAAGAACGACUCGCCAGUAACAUUAUCACCAGGCGCAUCAUCAGUACCGUAUCCGCGCUUACCACGAGAUAUAACUUUCUACCGGAAGAAGCAGGACUUCCUGCUUGCGCCUUCCCCUCCCGCACCCUCACGAGGUGAUCGAAAGCCACUGCCCGCACCACCACACCUCUUCUACAUCACCGUCCAGCAAGACGAGUCCCCCUGGGAAUACACACGCAAGCCAGACAUCAUACUGCACACGAAUGCCUCGCAGAAAUCUCCCAUCCUCUCCUAUGUCGAGUUUCAUACUGCCACCAUGAAAGCCGACAUCACGCUGUGUCCGUACGGCAGCGACUCCACCCCUCCCUCGGACUCCAAAUCCAACAACUUCGCCUUUCCUGCACCACCCCCCAUACAAGCCGAGUCGAAUGGCGACCUGCCGAAAUUCAAGACUGAGCGCCUGUCUCCUAUGGGCGGCAUUUUCUCGCCCGAGAAAUACGCCUUCUGCCACACGCUGCCGAGAUCUUUCGUGCGCGAGCGCUUCGAGUGGCGGUAUUCCAGUGGGCCGUUUAUCAGAACGCAGGAUGGGAAUAAGGAGAGUGGGGGUUUGAAACUUAUUCGGGUUACGACGGGGGAGACGGUCGCGGUGUAUGCGGGGCUGGGGAAUGUGAGUAAUGAGGAGAGGUCGGUGGUUGGUAUGUUCCGGUUCUUGGCUGGGGAGAAUCUGGUCAAUCUAGGCGAGGAAUUUGAUAUCCUGGCCGUGAUGAGUAUUCUGACCGUGGUGGAGAAGCAAAGGAGGGCCGUCGUGGCCUCGAAGGCUGCGUUUGGGAUAAACUGA